Molecule: messenger RNA, 396 nt
Organism: Lodderomyces elongisporus
Lineage: Eukaryota; Fungi; Ascomycota; Pichiomycetes; Serinales; Debaryomycetaceae
Exons: 1
Coding region: 1-396 (131 amino acids)
Source: RefSeq, a predicted model, not a curated record
AUGUCUACAUAUCCAAUACUAACACAGGAGCAAUUCAAAGAUGCAAUCAAAGAUAUUUCACAGUACGAAUUGGAGGCAAAAAAGGCACAGCAGUUGGCUUUUAUAUUCAAACUCAUAGAUACAAAUAAUGAACUACAUAGAGAACUCAGUACAGAUGGAAAUGAUGAAUCUUUGUCUCCAGAUGAUGUUAAACUAUAUAAAGAAACAAUUGAUGAAAAUAAAGAGAGUUUACUGAAUCAGAUAGAACGUAUACAUUUGAUCAAUAUAGAAUUAGUCAGGCGAGGGAUAUUAAGCGAAUCAAAGGCAAGUGCUGAAGAAAAGAAAUUGCAUGAUGAUGUAAAAAAGCGCACUGAACCAAACGAAUCUGCAAACGAAACAGAGGGAGUCGUUUUAUAA